Lasiodiplodia theobromae is the source of this 921-nucleotide messenger RNA. RefSeq names its product Zinc finger C2H2-type protein. The record is from RefSeq and is a predicted model, not a curated record. Gene Ontology annotation, cellular component: nucleus. The transcript has 2 exons. Gene Ontology annotation, molecular function: DNA-binding transcription factor activity, RNA polymerase II-specific; RNA polymerase II cis-regulatory region sequence-specific DNA binding. Bases 1 to 921 code for a protein of 306 amino acids. Lineage: Eukaryota; Fungi; Ascomycota; Dothideomycetes; Botryosphaeriales; Botryosphaeriaceae. Gene Ontology annotation, biological process: regulation of transcription by RNA polymerase II.
AUGGGCUUUAAGGGAGUUGAGCCACUUUAUGAACCACCGUGCAAGAAGGCGCGAGAAAUGUCACACUUUGAAAAUGCUGAGCAGUCUUUGUUUGGCCCUAAUGACUUCAUCUCGGACAUGUCCACUGGGUUCGGCGUUGCACAAUCCGUCGAAGGAGGGGAGCAUAUAUGCCUUUGGCAAACGAACGUGAAGUCGGAGGAUGGCAUGCCUACUCUUUGCAACGUGAAGUUUGAUUCUGCGAAGGACUUGGCAGAGCACAUGAAGGACGAGCACACUGAGGGAUCCGACGGCAAGUACUGCUGUCAGUGGCGUGGCUGUACUUCGAGCACCGACUUCAAGCAGUCUGGCAAGUUGGCAAGGCAUUUUGCGAUCCAUUCGAAGUACAAGAGGUUCCAGUGCAAGUAUUGCGACAAGAGUUUCAACACCGCCCAAACGUUGGAAAACCACCACAACACUCACACUGGCGAGCGCCCUCAUGCGUGCCAUUACGAAGGUUGUACUUACGCCGCCGCUACGGCAACUCAGCUCAAGGGUCACAUCCAAGGCACUCAUCUGAAAGAAAAGAGGUUCCAGUGCAAGCUUUGCGAUUUCUGCUGUACCGACUCGUCAAAUCUCACAAAGCACGAGAACGGAGUUCAUGGUCGUAAGGAGUACAGGUGCCCGCAUCCCGGCUGCACAGCACCGGUCACGGGCGAGUGGAGUGUCAUCCGCAAGCAUUUCAAAGAGUCUGGACACUGUCCGGAGCUUCUCGAGAGCAACUCGCAAGCGCAGAAGAAGUUCAAGAAGGCGGCCGUCGUCAAGGACCAGGCUGGCGUCAUGGCUAAUGGCCGCAGAGCACCCAUCUCGCGUAACAGGACCAAGCGCAGCGAGACGGCUGAGCAGAACGUGAAGAGCGAGUCGGCGGAGCCCAUUGCCGCGUAG